This is a messenger RNA of Elgaria multicarinata webbii, 1259 nucleotides long. It is a transcript of the gene BSND, whose product is annotated as barttin CLCNK type accessory subunit beta. Gene Ontology annotation, molecular function: chloride channel regulator activity. The coding region runs from base 5 to 964 and encodes 319 amino acids. The transcript has 4 exons. The record is from RefSeq and is a predicted model, not a curated record. Gene Ontology annotation, cellular component: plasma membrane; basolateral plasma membrane. Gene Ontology annotation, biological process: chloride transport. NCBI's taxonomy places the organism in Eukaryota, Metazoa, Chordata, Lepidosauria, Squamata, Anguidae.
UCCGAUGGCUGAAGAUAAAACCUUUCGCUACGGACUCAUUGUCCUGGGAUUCUUUCUGGUGAUGAUUGGCAUGUUCAUCAUGAGUGUGGAGAAGCCCCAUAUCUACAUCACCUUCUGCACCCUGGGGAUCUUGAUCAUAGCCGUGGGCAUCAUUUGGAGCAUGUGCCAGUGCUACCCAAAGGUCAGAGUUGUUUCUGUUGACACAGAGUCUGAGACUUUCCUUGUAAAGAAGCCUGCUGCUUUGUCUGCUGAAAAUGAUAUUCCUGAGAAGAACAGUUCGCAGGCACCCUACACCAGCCAGAAAGAAGCGGAUGUCUAUGAGAAAAGCCUCCCAUCCUAUGAACAGAUCCAAAUGAAGGCGGCAGGUGCUGCAGAGUGCUUGGGAGUUCUGCCUAUUCCAGUCCCACCAGUUGGGGCAGGAGAAUGUAUCCAACCUAUUGUACAGGCCAAAGCAGAGGUCCACAGGGAUUCAGAGAGUGACACAGGUACCUACAAGGAUCUAGCAUCCCAGAAGAAAGGAACAAGCUUGGGCUGCCAGUCUGAGAGGGUUCCAAGUCGAGCUCCAUUAGCUUCUCUCCAAGAGGAAGUGGACACCUCUUCAGUGAGAUCUACUCCCAACAGCCCAUUUCUACAAAGGUGGAAGGAUGACCCAAAUCUUGUGAAUUCAACAGAAAGUCAGCUCAGAUUCAAACUUCCUUGCUAUGAAGAUUUUGCCUUGAUUGAUUCUCUGACAGUUGAAGGUCAGGAUCGGAGCGAUGAAAAGACAACGGCCUCCAUCCAAAGCCAUUGCUCUGUUCCUUCCACAGCAGGAGAUAGUACCUUUUCUAUGGCAGGAGCUGGGGAAUUGGAACACGGAGCCAUACAGAAGGUGGAAGACGACGAUAUGUACUAUGGGAUAAAAGAGGGACCAGGGGAAACCCUCACAUCUGUGGAUGCUGUCUCCAACCAAAAGACCAAGGCCUAAAAAUGGGGAAUGGGAUAGGUAAAGGACCCAACAUUGUCACGGGGUUCCAUAACCAAGACAAAUGAAGAGUUACGUGAAGGGGGCUCAACCAAUCAAGUCAACAACUCCUGAGCCUCAGUUUUAAACUCCAGGAGGUGAGAGGAAAGGGAUCCCAAGCAGUGGUCAUGUUGUCCUGUUCUCUGGGGAUUUGAAGGGAGACGUCUGAGAAGAAUAAAGAAUACAACCAAAGUAGUAGAAUAAGAGAAAGAAGAGGGGGAUGUGUGUAUUCACAAUCCAAGAGGAAAUUGGAUUGUUU